Molecule: messenger RNA, 4968 nt
Organism: Etheostoma spectabile (orangethroat darter)
Lineage: Eukaryota; Metazoa; Chordata; Actinopteri; Perciformes; Percidae
Gene: abhd17c
Product: abhydrolase domain containing 17C, depalmitoylase
Exons: 3
Coding region: 403-1287 (294 amino acids)
Biological process (GO): regulation of postsynapse organization; protein depalmitoylation
Cellular component (GO): plasma membrane; endosome membrane
Molecular function (GO): palmitoyl-(protein) hydrolase activity
Source: RefSeq, a predicted model, not a curated record
AGGAAGUCCGGCUUGUCUCCAUUCUAGAGAAAUGGCUAUUCUCAUUCUUACAACAUUAGCAACUAAUCUUGAUGUAUAGCAACUCAUUUAUUUCACGGGUGCUAUCGAGACUCGUCGCGGCACUGUUCUGUGCUAAAAAAAAAUUAACAUGAACUUAAAGGUUGCGUUUUAGGUGGUCUCUAAUGUAUUUGUAACGUUAGUCUUAGCUAGUUUUGCUGUUAGCUACCUAACGUUAGCUAGCUGCCAGCUCGCUAGCGCGUUAGCUGCCAAGCCGAGAGACCGAGCCAUCGUUCGUCUAGCUACUUAGUGUUAAUGAGGAAUAAAUAGGACCUCAUACCAAAAGAGAACUGUAUUUUUGUUUCAAUAGAAGUUUAUUGACCGGGUUAAUUGACCCGCUCCUAAAUGCCCGAACAAGGCCCUAGGAUGAAUGGGUUUUCUCUCGGCGAACUAUGCUGGCUGUUCUGUUGUCCGCCUUGUCCGAGUCGCAUCGCGGCCAAGCUAGCUUUCCUCCCACCGGAGCCCACGUACUCGGUCCACGCCGAUGCUAACGGGGUAACUAGCUUACAUUUAACCGAACGGGCGGACUGGCAGUACUCUCAGCGAGAGCUCGAUGCGGUGGAAGUUUUUACCACCAGAAGCAGUCGGGGUAACCGAGUCGGGUGUAUGUUUGUGCGUUGUGCCCCGAACAGUCGUUACACGCUGCUGUUUUCCCACGGUAACGCCGUGGACCUUGGGCAGAUGUGCAGCUUUUACAUUGGCCUCGGCUCCAGGAUCAACUGCAACGUGUUCUCCUACGAUUACUCAGGCUACGGAGUCAGCACCGGGAAGCCCUCUGAGAAGAACCUGUAUGCGGACAUCGAGGCGGCCUGGCAGGUCUUGAGAAACAAGUAUGGUGUACCACCUGAGAACAUCAUCCUGUACGGUCAGAGUAUUGGCACUGUGCCCACCAUCGACCUCGCUGCUCGCUAUGAAUGUGCUGCUGUCAUCCUCCACUCCCCACUCAUGUCAGGGCUACGGGUGGCCUUCCCCGACACACGCAAGACCUACUGCUUUGAUGCCUUCCCCAGUAUUGACAAGAUGUCGAAAGUGGCAUCCCCGGUGCUCGUGAUCCACGGCACGGAAGACGAGGUGAUCGACUUCUCCCACGGCCUGGCCAUGUACGAGCGCUGCCCCCGUGCCGUCGAGCCCCUGUGGGUGGAGGGAGCCGGCCACAACGACAUUGAACUGUACGCCCAGUACCUGGAGAGACUCAAGCAGUUCAUCUCCUUUGAGCUUCCCACCUCCUGAGGGGACCUCAGCAUUCACAGGCCAGGGUUCAUCUCAACACAGAAGCCGCCUCCUAAUCAUCUCUUAACUUCGUCUCUUAGCAUAGGGGCAGGCCUGGAGUCAGCUGAUCACUGUUCUGGCCUAUCCUCGGAGCCAUUUCAGGGUAGACGUGUAGUGGACCGGAAGAAGAGGGGGGUUUAGAUUGUUGAGGUGCAGCCGAAAGUCAGUGGCCAUGACCGGCCAAGAGUGAAGCUUUGGCUCAACAUGUACUGUCCCCAAAAACCUGGCCAGUGCUUCUACAUGUGGACACAGUUUGCCAAUGAGCCAAGGCUUGGGCAGCGUUUGCACUCGCAGCUCCAUCUGGAUUCAUUUCUCUACUCCAGCUCUCCUUCUCUUCCCACUCACUCCGUCUCCCUGAGCUUUUCUGUGCCAGUGUCUCUCACUGUCAACUUCAGUCUUUCACAUUUCCUCCUCCUCCCCUCUGUUUCACCCUCAAACCUUGCUUUUCUUUUGACCAAGUCUGCAAUGUUGAAGCUUGAUUUUUGUAUUCUUUUAUACCAAGUGAUGAAGUAUCAAUUUUGCACCUUGAGAUACACUUGAAGUUUUUUACUUUUUCUGUAUUUUUAAGUUACCAUUCAGGGGUUACCAACGAUUUGCACUUUUAAUGUGCAGAUAUUUUCAGGUAAUGAUUUUUUUCUGUUUGGAUAUGUAUAUGUUGAUUUAGUUUAUCUGCAUUCCAUGUUUUUCUUAAUUGCAGGUAGAACUUGUUUCAGUGUGAGUGUGUGAGAGGUUUAGAAGCUGUUAACCAGAGUGCACCCCUGCACAUCUGGCCUUUGUAGCUGUGAUCUUUGUAGUCCUCAUGCAUGCUACUCUCUCAUACAGGAACACAAUAAUGCCAAGUGUUGAGAAAUCUAACAAUUUACAAAAUACCUAUUACACAAGUGCAGUUCUAAAUGAAAAUGACUCAACUUGAAUACUUUGGAGCUGGUGGUAAAUUCAGCAUACAGACAACACUUUCAUUGCAUAAAGAUUUUCCCUAUUUACAAUAAUUGUACAGAUGAUAAACUUUGAAGGCAAAGAGCAAUGGGAACCUGAAGUGUUCAUUAAAAUACAUUGUCAUUGGUGGAACAUAUAUAAGCAAAAUGUAAUGCAGAAUUCACCAGAGGACUCAAACAAUUUGUAAAAUCAUUGAGUUAUUGAGUAAACAAAUUUUAUCAACCUAUGUUGCAUAUUAUAAAAACCUCUCUACACCCGGUAAAGCCAUUGUUGAAAAACAAAUAUUGCCCCAUAACUCGCAGUCUAAUAAGCGUGGUCGUUUUGUGCACAUUAUGUAUGGAUCAAAGUUUUCCCUUAUAAUUUAUGUAAAUAGCGUAUCACACCAGGUGUGUACCUUGUCACUAAGCAACACAGUAAUGAAUAUCCCAAAUGUUGGGUAAUACAGAAGCUUACCUCAGUAGAAGAGAGAGCAGCAGGUAUCUGGGCUAUACAUUAGUUAACUGGAGAUCAUGUGGUAAGAAGACUUGACAACUGAUUCAAAGAGAAACACAUUUGACUCAGUACUGUAAAGUGAAGCCAUGGAGCAGGGUGCUGGAUCUACCUGUAGACACACACAGAACUAUGCUGUCACUUCACACUACAAUAAAGCCUUAUGUUCGGAAACAUUUCACCCAGUCCUGUAGACUACAGUAGAGCUUUGGUGGUUUUUACGGUGACUGAUAACUGCUGCUAUUAACCAGAGAAAUCAAUUAGUCAAUCAUAGGGGUGUCACGAUUCUCCAAAUACAAGAUUCAAUUACAUUUCUUUCCUUGUUUUUAGAUUUAGACCUUUUUUUCCCCCCAACAGACGGCAUCAGUGCCACAGUAAGAGCCACAGAAGGGUACUUUACAUCACCAGUUUGUUUCUCAGAGUUUAUGAGGUGUAAUUGAAUGCACCAUUAAUGCAGAUAAAUGAUUCAUUGACUCCCGUCUGAGCCAGGCCCCGAGGAACACUGCUCAGCCUUGCAGCCCCAAAAUGGAUUUUCCCAGAUACGCCCCCAUUAUAAAAGAGAAGCCUGUAAAUCUGCUGCCAGGACACCUGGAACUGCGAACAAGGUCGUUUAUGACUUUUUUUCCUGAAUUUUCCAGUUCCAAAAAUGGAUGUAUUACAUUAACUGAUCCAGUUAAUGUAGUACAUCCAUGGUUGCAGCCGACAUGCUUUACUUUUGUUUGUUUCCAUAACGUUCUCACGGGCAGCACUGGCAACCGCUAAGCUAUGUUACCCCGUGUCUUUAGCAGCAUGCUAACAGUCGCUAAACUGACGUUACCUUGUCUUUAGCAGCAUGCUAACAGUCGCUAAACUAACGUUACCUUGUCUUUAGCUGCAUGCUACCAGCCGCUAAGCUAACGUUACCUUGUCUUUAGCUGCAUGCUACCAGCCGCUAAGCUAACAUUACCUUGUCUUUAGCUGCAUGCUACCAGCCGCUAAGCUAACGUUACCUUGUCUUUAGCUGCAUGCUACCAGCCGCUAAGGUAACGUUACCCUGUGUGUAUAGCUGUACGUUACUAGCUGGUAAGCUAACGUUACACAGUGUCUUUAGCUGUAUGCUACCAGCUGGGAAGCUAAAGUGUCUGUUGUUUUUUGGGGGAUCUGCACGAGUAGGUAGAGGUGGAGAGAGAAAAGAAAUCCUGGGGCAAUCGCAGAUCCUGCUUUUGAUUUCGAGAUUUGACAUUUGAUUGAUUUUUGAUCUUGAAUCGAAAUUGUGACACCCCCUGUCAAUCACUGUGAAAUCCAGACAGUUUGAAGAAUACUGAAAUGACAAGGUACUAAAACCAAAUUCAGCUCUCAUCCCCCUUUUGUCAGCCCUGGGUUCCUACCAACACUGAUGUCUGCUGAGCCCUGUGAUGGUUUGGAUCUUAUCCCCGCUCAAACUCCAAAGACAAUCUGACAGAACCACGAUGGGGAAACGGAAUGCUGAAGUUAGCAACGCAUGCACUUCAUCUCUCAUAUUUGUGGACAUUUUAACUUGUAUCAACUGUAUUUAAAUCAUUCGUUCUUUUCCUCCUUGCAAAGUCACACUAAAAAUGUAGUAUAACACUAAAAACUAAGUUUUGGAUAAAAUCCAAAAAAAGAAGUAAAUGCUGAACAUGUUUUCAGAGAAGGGUUGUGUUUGAGGGUUAUUUGCAUAGCAAUUUGAUUAUCGUAUGAUUAAUCCGUGUAUUGCUGUAAGUGGUUUGUCAGUUGAGUAGUAGUGUUUUCUGAUUAUAGCUAAUGCCGGGCCAGUGGUUUUGGAUAAAGAUCCCUCGAUCAUCUCUAGUAUUUUUUUUCCUCUAGCUGCUCUUUUUAAAGGGAAUGAAGACCCUGCUUUAGUCCUGGUUAUUGUUUUUAUACUGACAUUUUUUACAAGGUUUUCCAGUCUAAAUGGUGAUAGAUUUACUAUGUCUCUGAGGCUGGUUUGUACAAUAAUUCUCUAAUGGUGUAAUAUCUUUAUAAAUAUUAGCUCUUAGACAGGGCAAUCUAGUCUCAUUGCUUUUAACACUGGAAUCACAAUAUGCAAAUGAAAGGCAGAUGAAGCUAGUAGAAUCAGAUAUUGGUAAUAAUGUGUAAAGCAUAUUAAAUAAGCCUUAAACAUGCCGUGAAACAGAUUCUCAUACAUGUGGUAGUUGCAAGAGGCAGCACAGUGGAUGUUGUAAUGAUUAUAACGGAAUAAAGGAUGCAUGGAAGUGU